AUGCUUCUCUCCGCUUUGAGGCUUGGCCGAAUCCCACGCGAAAUCGUCUUUGCUGUGGCAAAAGGGAUGUAUGGCCGUUCCAAGCGAUGCUUCAAGCUUGCUGCUGUGCGUGUGAUGAAGGAUCUGAAUCAUAGGUACUGGCUAAGAAGAAAAAGGAGGAAGCAGAUGCGAAUUCUGUGGAUUACUCGCAUACAGGCUGCGUGCAGAGAGUAUGGCAUGUUCCCCUACAGCCGGCUCAUCUCUGGAUUGACACGUGCCAACAUGGCUGUCGACCGCAAGAGCUUAUGCAUCUUAGCAGAGACUGAGCCAGUAAGCUUCAAAUGCGUGCUGGAUGAGGCCAAGAGGCUGCCGCACAGCAGAAGUCACGGACAUUUGCAAGCUGAUGUGGUGAAGUCUCCCGAAGCAGAAACACUUUUGAGAGCUCAGCAAUACUGGGCGAAACUGCGUCACAGGUCUUGGAGUGACUGGGAUGAGACACAGCUGCAGGCUGACGUGUAUCUAUUUGUUGACCAUUUUGUCAUCGACUUUAAGCUCACCACUUACAAAGAAUGUGUCACCUCCACGGCCAUUCCUCGCGUUGUUUGGAUGCUGUGGUUUCAGGGGUGGGAUCGUGCGCCCUAUGUAUGCCAGAAGUGCAAGAAGCAUGGCAACAAAGGAAGUCUUUCGAACUUUGGAAUCCAGGGUGGGAGGUGCGAGCGCUCGACGAAAAGACUUUGCCUGAUGCUCUCGGUGACUACUGCAAGCAGUUCACAUUUCUAUGCAAGGCCAACAAUCCCCUCGCACCGCUUGGGAUGUCUUGGAUACCUCCCGCAGCAGCAGCAGAUGUCCUGCGAAUCUUCUUGUUGCAGCGCUAUGGAGGUGUGUGGGCAGAUGCAACAAUUCUUUGCCGCCGUCCCUUGGAUGAUUGGAUUGAUGAAGCAGCUGCGCCAGCCGAUGGAUUUUUUGCCUUUGCACCAGAAAAAGGAGCGUGUGCACCACCACUGGCAGCUGGAUCACCGGCCGAACCUUGAAUACUUUUGGUUGCAUGCCCUCUUUGGACAGUUGGUGCAGGAGAACCCGCUGGCGAAAGACGUGUGGGAGCGCGCCAAAAAGCUUACAGCAGAAUAUGCGCAACCAGGACCCCAUCUUCACAUGCCAUAUGAAGAGGUGCUGGCAAAACCGCCCUCCACCACAUUCAAAGAACUUGUUGAAAAGAAGUCGGAACCAAUCUACAAACUGACCAUCCACGAUGUGAAAUUUCAUAAGACUCGCGAUGUGCUACUGCAGCGUGAUGGUUCUGAAUUUCAUGGGUUUGCGGCUUCUAGUUCCAGCUUUGAGUAUUUGAUGCGGCGCACCCUCGAGGAAGCUGAAAUCUAUUUCGAAAAAGUAAAAGGCCGCCGCAGUCCUUGGCAACCUGAAUUAUCGCCAUUUCGAAAGGAUUACGGACUCAACAUUGCAGACCAGCCCAUGAUGCCAGGCUAA
This is a messenger RNA of Durusdinium trenchii, 1461 nucleotides long. Lineage: Eukaryota; Dinophyceae; Suessiales; Symbiodiniaceae. The record is from the annotation of a GenBank genome assembly.